AAACCAGGAAGCGAUUUGGUCGCGUCAGUUUCCGCAGUUAUUUGAAACCGUAAACAUCUUGUCCGUUUGUACAAUGUCAAACCAGAGGUUUUAACAAACAAUAAUUAAUAAACAUCAAUCUUCAGAUCAUAAAGGUCAUUGAGCCAGAAUGGAGCAGCAGGAACAGAGAGAAUGGGAGGUUGUCAACAGGUUGUUACAGCAUCAUGGGUUCAAACCCGUGAGCUUUGCCGAUCCAACCGAGAACAAGAACCUUGCAGAGUUGGUCCUGUUGGACCGCAAGUCGGCGGCUGACGUGCGACUGAUGUUGAAGACCAUGCUGUCCGAUUCAGAGCGAAGACAAGGGUUGAUUCAAGAAUUGAUUCAGUCCAACAGCCAACUGAAAGAGGAGGUCCAGCAGCAUCAGGCGCAAGCCAUCCAUCAAUCUCAGAGGGCGACCGAGCUGGAGGGCAUCCUGGAUGGAGUGAAGGGCAAAGUUCAGGACCUCGAGGACUCGUACAUUAAUAAAGCUGCUCAACAGCACGGCCAGUUCACUCAGCUCCAACGGGAAAAGAACGACGCUGAGAGACGAUGUCACUCUCUGGAGCGAAAACUGUCGCAGGAGAAAGAUGAAAUGUCUCAGCUCCAGAAGAAACUCCAGUACGCUGUGAGAGAAGAGGAAAGACGUGUGGCCCGACAGAACCAGGCCUUUCAACAGAUCCACAGCAGAUCAGCCCGACCCGACUGCACUGUAGACCAGCAGAUUUUGGAUGUCAUUGAUGUUUAUGAAUCCCAAAUGCAACAGCUGCGAAAUGAGUUUAAAUUGCCUAAAAGCAGCUCAGGAGACUCUUUAAAUUCCCAGAAGAACAGGUCACGACUGGAGAAAGACCCCACGGACACCUUGUCCAACUACAGGACCCUUUUGAAGUCGUACCAGGAGCAACUGAAGGAGACCAAAGCUCAGCGUGAAGAACUCAAAACUGAAAUCCAGAAGCUGAAAGAUGAUCUGGAGUCCAGACCCACUGUAAAAGAGUUAAAGACCUGCAAACAACAGCUGAGACGAAUGGAUCGGAUUAUCCAACAGAGUGGCGUCAAGUCAUCUGUAAAAACACAAGACUCGAUAGAGACACUAAACACCAACAACACCGGCAUCCAGCACCUGGACGCCUCUAUCUGCAAGAGAUACCUUAUGGAGGUCUGUAAGGAACUAAAAGUCGAUGUCAGUAAUCUCAUUUCGGAGGUGAAAGAUCGAUGCAAACAGGCCGAAUCUGCAGAGAGACUGGAAAAGAUCCUACGUGACAUCACAGCAAUCCUGACCAAUCCCAGGGCACCUCUGGGUUUGCUUAGACAACAGGGGGAAGUUGAACUGGUUGUUCCCACUUUAAACGUUUGGAGCCAACAACUAAACGCUUUAUCUGAAGUCCAUCGGUCACUUGGCAGGCUGCAGAAGAGGUUGUUGCCAUGGCAGCCAGAAGGCGGCACCACUGCAUCUUCAGAUAGCGUCCGGGUGGAAGAUUUGAUGCUUAUCGUCGACACGCUACUCGAUGAAACGGCAUCAGACGACAAGGUUCUGCGGAGUCCUACCAGACACACGCUGGAAUCGAUGGUCGCUCACUUCCAGCAGCUUUUCGAUGCCCCCACCCUGACAGGAAUUUAUCCUCGGAUGAAUGAGGUCUACAGCAAACUGGGAGAGAUGAACAACGCCAUGAGGAACCUUCGAGAUGUGCUGAACCUGGAUGACAGAGCGCCACCUAGCGAGGUUGUCAACAAAGUCGCUGCUGUUGUGUCUCAGACUAAUAAUGACACGGGUCAGGAACUUUACAACCUUUUGGAAACUACUGAUAUAGAAAGCAUCAUCAUAAAGUUAAAAGAACAUGAAGAAUUUUUUCCCGCGUUUCAUUCAUUCAUACUUGAGCUUCUGCAAACCUUGGAUGUCCAGUCUCUAGACGAUGUUUUACCGACAGUACGCUCGCUCAAGUCGAACUGUCGUGUGAUAAAAGGCUGAUGGUUUAAAGCACCGUGUGGUUUCAGACCUGCUUUAUUUUGUGUGUUUAGGCAAUACUGCAAGUGUUCAUAUUUUAUAAAUAAACUGCAUUCCUGCGCA
Misgurnus anguillicaudatus (oriental weatherfish) is the source of this 2080-nucleotide messenger RNA. The record is from RefSeq and is a predicted model, not a curated record. Lineage: Eukaryota; Metazoa; Chordata; Actinopteri; Cypriniformes; Cobitidae.